Messenger RNA from Rhipicephalus microplus (southern cattle tick), 1120 nucleotides. RefSeq names its product adenosine receptor A2a. Gene Ontology annotation, cellular component: plasma membrane. Gene Ontology annotation, molecular function: G protein-coupled receptor activity. Gene Ontology annotation, biological process: adenylate cyclase-activating G protein-coupled receptor signaling pathway; G protein-coupled adenosine receptor signaling pathway. The record is from RefSeq and is a predicted model, not a curated record. Lineage: Eukaryota; Metazoa; Arthropoda; Arachnida; Ixodida; Ixodidae.
CAGAGGGUUCCAGACAACAGUGCAAGAUGACAGAGAGCAGCGUAGGAAGCCGGUGCGACAGGCACUUCACCGAUGGUACUCCCAUUCGAUGACCAUGGAGGCAAACCAUACAACCUGUAACCCUGCCAAAUAUAGUGUCAGCAGUAUCGUCUGGGUGGCAGGUAUCCAGUGCAGUCUUGCAGUUGUCGCCCUCCUUGGCAACCUUCUGGUCAUCGUGUCCGUGUGCCGAUGCACCCGACUACGCACCAUCACCAACUACUUCGUGCUAAGUCUCGCCUGUGCCGACCUUCUCGUCGCACUCAAUGUCCCUUUCUACGACGCCUUCUACUUUUUCGAAGAUCUGUCGUGCCAUCGGAGGCUUUGCAUGCUGCGCUACUGGUUCGCUACCUACUCGACUGCGUGCUCCUCCUUUAGUCAUCUGGGUGUGGCCGUUGACCGGUACGUAUCCGUGGUGCACGGUAUAUCGUACCACCGCCUCAUGCGAUACCGACUCGCCGCUGGCUAUAUUGUCUGCGUCUGGAUCUCAUGCCUUUUGUACAGCCUGUUGCCUUACAUGGGCAUCGGUGACAACGAGGACUACCCACUAGCUCUGGAUGCAGCCCAUGUCGUCUGCGAUCUCAGUUACGUCUAUUCCCGAAUCUACAUCCUAGCGACAGUCGGUAUCUCGACCAUUGGAUCGGCCCUGACUCUGGUUUUGUACUUUUUUGUGUUCCGUGCCUCGUGGAAACACCUGAAAGCAGUAGCCUCUACCAGUGAUGUCCAUCACCGAGUGAAGCAAGAGGCCCGGACUGCGUGCACCAUGGCAUUAGUGUUAGCGGUGUGUAUUCUGGGAGUCCUUCCUUACUCCAUCAUCGUCUUCAUCCCUUUCUUCUACGACAUGAGCACCAGUCUACAAGUGCACGUCAAGCCGUACGUGAUCUGUCUGUUUUUCGGCAAGUCAUCUGUGAACCCUAUCAUAUAUGGAUGGAAAGCUAAAGACUUCAGGGCCGCCUUUCGAGAAUUUUUGUGCCCUCGGAAAUCGAACGGUGCGAGGCCAGCUUGAGUGCGGCUUUCGUCAAACGGGUUGUGGUGAUUCUAUUCAAAAAGGCACCCUGUGAUUUCACGAUUAGUGCACGUUGUU